Patiria miniata (bat star) is the source of this 921-nucleotide messenger RNA. RefSeq names its product 6-phosphogluconolactonase-like. The transcript has 4 exons. Gene Ontology annotation, molecular function: 6-phosphogluconolactonase activity. Gene Ontology annotation, biological process: pentose-phosphate shunt; carbohydrate metabolic process. The coding region runs from base 190 to 921 and encodes 243 amino acids. The record is from RefSeq and is a predicted model, not a curated record. Lineage: Eukaryota; Metazoa; Echinodermata; Asteroidea; Valvatida; Asterinidae.
AAUGCGCAUGGCGCACGAGUAGGAUAGGUACCAGCCUCGCUUGUAAACUUCCGUGUUUUGGUUCUGCGUCGUCGGCUUCGGAAGUUUUUAACAAAAAUAACAGUCUCCGGAGAUCUGUUCCAGCUGGGAAUCUCGUUUAGUAAAAAGAGUAAGAAAUCGGGAGAGCAAUCUAGACAUCACCAUUCCGCCAUGCCUGGAAGAAAAGUUCAUGUUUUACCGACAGCCGAUAUUCCAACGGCCGUGUGCGACUUCGUCGCCGAGCAGAGCAAAGCGGCCGUACGGGAGCGAGGGGCGUUCUACCUCGGCGUGUCGGGCGGCAGUGUCGCUAAGUUCAUGGUCGAGGGUCUGCCUAAAAUCCAGGGUGUGGAGUGGGAUAAGUGGCAUGUGUUUUUCUGCGAUGAGAGGCUGGUACCGUUUGAGGACGGUGAUAGCACGUACAAGAUAUACAGAGAACUGAUAGGAAAGGUCAACCUUCCAGAAAGUCAGAUCUACCCUAUUGAUCCGUCGCUGUCUGUCGCUGAUGCAGCCAAGGACUACGCGGCCAAAGUUGGCAUUGUACCCUCCGGGGCAGACAAGUUGCCAGUCUUUGAUCUCCUGGUUCUUGGGAUGGGACCUGAUGGCCACACUUGUUCCUUAUUCCCUGGCCACAAGCUGUUAAAGGAGGAGUCUCUGAUAGUUGCUCCCAUCGAUGAUUCCCCUAAACCUCCACCGUGUCGAGUGACCUUGACCUACCCAGUCAUCAACUCCGCCCGCUGUGCUAUGUUUGCAUCCGCUGGUGCCAGCAAGGCAGAAGUGGUCCAGCGUGUUUUGGAAGGCAAUGACGCAGAGCCACUGCCAGCGGCCAGGGUGCAGCUGAAGCAAGGCACCGUGCACUGGUUCCUGGACAACGACGCGGCAGGCAAACUGCAAGCAAAGUACUGA